Messenger RNA from Styela clava, 2854 nucleotides. The record is from RefSeq and is a predicted model, not a curated record. Lineage: Eukaryota; Metazoa; Chordata; Ascidiacea; Stolidobranchia; Styelidae.
UGCACUUACCAGAACUUUUGUUAGUUAUAAACAACAAUUCAAAAUGGUAGAAAGAGAGCAAAUGUACAGCAUUCCAGUAAUCCCGUUCGAUUUACGACGGGAUGAAACGAUCAUGCAGUUUGCGGACUCAUUAGAUUAUCUCUCUGGAGUUUCAGAUGACGUUUUUGCAAGAGUGAACAACAGAGUCGCGGAUAACAAAAAGAAACUUGAUGCUUUGAUGGACAGAAUUAAAACCGCUGAAGCGCGAAUCGAAAAAGUCCGGGGAAGUAACCGAGCGACGCAGGUUUUUUCUAGUUCGAAAUACCCAGCGUCCGAAGAACGAGAGAGAUAUAUUUCAAUGUUCAAAGAUAUGCAAAGCUCAUUGAAGGAAGUCAAACAAAAUUAUCGAAAAAUAAAAACAAGGCAUUUAGCAUUUGAGGAUGAAAAUUUAAAAAACAAGAUGCAAAUUUACAAUCUCCCUCGACCGAGAACCAAAUCGGCUCCAUACGUCGAUCAAAGUGGGGAGGGACUUGGGGGAUUACCCUCAAAUAUUGCAUCCCUGAGUUCGCUAUUACUGUUCAACUCAUCCGAGAACCCGUAUAAGAAAUAUACCAUUUUCGAUCCUCUCGGUGUUACGACGAAAACCAAAACUGGUCUGGAUGAAGAGAAAGCAGAUGACAGUAGGCUCGGAGACGCACCAAUGUCAAUCAGCAAUAGAGAACAAAUGGAACGUCAUGUUGCAGAGAAUUAUUUUUACGUUCCAGAUUUGGGGGAUGUACCAGAAAUCGACGUUCCGAUGGAUUUGCCUGAUUUACCUGGUGUUGCGGAUUUAACGUUCAGUUCGGACGUGAGCGAGAGUAUUGCCCCCUCGUUACUCGCAAUUAGUAACUUACCAGAUUUACCAGGUGUCGGAGAUGCGUUACCUGAUGUUCCAGAUAGUGGCAGUAAAGAGGAAACUCCGCCUCCUCCCCCACCUCCAAGUUCAAAUCCGCCACCCCCACCUCCUCCCCCGUCUGUUCCAAACACAUCAGCGCCACCUGCUGGAGUCCCGCCUCCUCCCCCGCCCCCUCCACCACCACCCCCCUCUGCUCCGAGCGCAGUUCCGGAAUCUGUUGCUACUCCUGAUGGUGGGCGCUCUAAUUUACUCGACUCGAUCCGCAAAGCUGGCGGUGUCGGAAAAGUUAAACUGAAGAGUAGCAAAGACCGAAAGCUCGCUAAAAAGAAAGAAAAAGAAGCGAAAGCCGCUGCGAGCUCGUCAGGCGGUGGCGAUAUGAUGUCUGAUCUAGCAAGCCGUCUCGCUAUGAGACGAAAAGGGAUUUCGGGGACCAAUGAUAAUAAUAGUAACCUUGGAGGCGGUUCGGCGAUGGAGAAAAUAUCUGCGAUGAUUCCAGCGCCGACGCAAAGUCAAACCACUGAUGCUGGAGAUGACGAUGAUUGGAAUUAGAUGUGUUUUUUUGGUGGGUGGGAGGGGGGGAUUUACCCCCAAAAUUUUUGUUGGAAGUAACGAAAAUUGUGUUUUUUUAAAAUAAAUAGUAUGAAUAUAGAAUUUUCAGAAUGAUUUUUGCUCAAAUUACUUACGGUAAAAAAUGCGAAAUUCCUUCUUAUUGAAAAACAAUGACGCUCGAAUACAGAUGGCAACAUAAUCUAAGAUGAUUAUAAAAUUUAACGAAAUAUUAAAAUGAGAUUUCAAACAAAUCACUAUUUAUUUGUGUGCCAUGGAAGAGACCAAUUUAUUAGCAAUAAUUGAAGUUGAAAUUUUCCAUAGAAAUUCAAAAAUAUAUUUAGAUGACCAAGGUUUUUUUAUUAACAGUAUUAGAGAACGCUUGGUUAGGUCAUACAGUGGGAGUGUUUUCAGAAUCGCAUGCUUUUUGUCUUGAAUCUUUCUGUGAUAUAUCUAAAUAUGAGAUUCAUUUUGUGCAACUCUUAGAAGUCUCAAAUUCGAAACUGUAAAAUUUAAUUAUUUUUCUUUGUCUCUGAAGUCACAGCAAUUAAUUAGGAAUAAAAUAAUCCAAUGCCAAGAUAGUGCUCUAUUUCUCAAGCAUACCUAGAUUUAUUUUCGUUUUAAUAUAUUAUAUUGUGCAAUAUAUGUUAUAUCAACAUUAUUUUAUUCUUUGCUAAUAUGAACCAAUAUUGAGUCUGUUAUUUAUAAUGAUGCAUUCGUUGCCAGGAGUAUCCAAAAUUGAUUUGAAAUUAUUUAUAAUGGAUAUUUUAAAUUCUUGAUUUUAGUGGUUUUUCACAGGUUUUGCACUUUGUAGCAAGGUUUUCACUGAAAAGUCAUUCAGUGUUAGUAUAGUAUUUUGGUGGUCGUAAAUUUUUUAUUUCAACAGCAAUUUCAAGUCUCAGAAAUAUAAAAACCACUGGCAGGAAAAGUUGCAACUGGCCACUGAUAUGCUCUGAGCCAUACAAUUAGAAUUUUAUUUGUGACCGACUCGACACAGUGGGCCAUGGCCCACUUCUGGGCCACAAACAUUUUAAAAAUUACAAGAGUUAUCAAUAAAUUAGUUAAUUACAAAACUUUGAUUGUAGAAGCAAUGAAUGAUAAUCCUGUACUAAGCUACUAAAUGGUAAUUUGAAUUUUGGAAAUGGAAGUAUCUAAUUUUGCAAAAAGAAUUUUUUGUUUUCUCUUAGUUUUUUCCUUGCAUGAGAAAGUUAAUGGGCACAGAACAUUUUGGGCAACCGAAGUGGGCCACGAGAUAAAGAAGGUUAAGAACCACUAGACUAGAGAUAUCCGCAUAUCGUGGUGGUUCUUCUAUUAUUAUCUGCUCUCGUUCCGACUACUUUUCAACAGCUUUAAUUUCUAUUUGAUUUUUUUUUCUUAAUUAUUUAUUAUAUAUCGGUCUUGAUUUUGUAUUGUUAUUAAAUUACAUUGAUUCUA